Molecule: messenger RNA, 4458 nt
Organism: Chelonia mydas (Green sea turtle)
Lineage: Eukaryota; Metazoa; Chordata; Testudines; Cheloniidae
Gene: TTLL3
Product: tubulin tyrosine ligase like 3
Exons: 14
Coding region: 140-2833 (897 amino acids)
Biological process (GO): protein polyglycylation; cilium assembly; cilium movement
Cellular component (GO): cilium
Molecular function (GO): protein-glycine ligase activity, initiating
Source: RefSeq, a predicted model, not a curated record
AGGGCUCGGGUCCGCCUGACGUCACAGGGCCCCGGCCCGCCCUCGCGUCGCCAUGGAGACCGCACCACAGCGGGGCGCUGGAGCCGAGCGGGGCAGGGCCCGGCCGGAGCCUGUGGGGUGGCUGGCUGGGAGCUGAGCCAUGCUGACAGAGCCGGACUGUCCAAGAGGCUGCGCAGAGAGCAACGCGCCCCAUGGAUUCCCAGGUGCUGACGGCGAGGGGGAUGCUGGCACGGAGAAGGCAGCUCUGCUCCCUGCCCGCCGCAAGGGCCCUGCUGCCCCUGGCCCCAGGAGGCAGCGGCAGGAAGGGCUCACAGCCCCUCCGAGCGAGGGGCGCACCCGGCGCAGCAGCGGCUGCUACCCUCUCAACCCAGAGCGCCUCAAGCAGGCCAGGCUGCACGUGGAGAGAGCCGUCAAGCAAAGGAAGAUCUUCAUGCUACAUGGCCCGUACCCCGUGAUCCGGAGCCUGCUGCGUGGCCGGGGCUGGGUGGAGAAGAAGGCCCCCAAGGUGGCAUGCCGACGGGAACGAGCACCCGACGGCGAGGAGGAUGGGGAGGGGGACGACAGCGACGGCGCCGAGGAGGACGAGGAGGACGAGGAAGAGGAGGAACAGGAUGAUGACCCUGAUGGCACCUACGACCUCAUGUCACGGCUGGUUCGCAACCAGACGCCCUAUUUUAUCUGGACAAACCGGCGAGACGCCAUCGACUGCCGCUUCCUGCGCAAGGAGCAGGUGAUGAACCACUAUGCCAAGGCGGGCUCCUUCACCACCAAGGUGGGGCUGUGUCUGAACCUGCGGAACCUGCCUUGGUUUGACCAGGCCGAUGCUGACACCUUCUUCCCCCGCUGCUACCGGCUGGGUGCCGAGGAUGAGAAGCACGCCUUCAUCGCACUCCCCAUGGCCCUGCCUCGCUCUGGGGCCUGGCCACCAGCGGUGGUGACGCCAUCUCUUACAGAGGAUUUCUGGCUCACCGCCGCCCGGAGCAUCCUCAAAGUGGUGGUGAAAAGGUACUGGAGCUCACCUGCCUGGGGGGCUGGGGCGGCGGUGGCUUCCAGCGCACAGGGACCUGUGAAGGCCGGCGAGUCCGCAGAGUCCCCAAGAGGGACUGGCGGGAAGAAGGGCAGCCCCCUGCCACCGCAGCUCAUCGAAACGGCCCUGCAGGCCUGCGAGGAGCACCUGAGCAGCCUGAGGCACCAGGAUAUCGACAGGGAGCCCGAGUCCCCUCUGUGCAUGACAGGGGCACGCUGGGGGGACUUCCUGCGCGCCUACUACCAGGUGGUUCACGAAGAGGCACUGCUGGACCAGCUGGUCUCCUAUGUCGAAGAGUGCGAGCACUACCUGCAGCGCCUGGCCGAGGUGCUCCCACAGCUAGAGAUGGAGGGGGACCGCAACAUCUGGAUUGUGAAGCCGGGAGCCAAGUCACGGGGCAGAGGAAUCAUCUGCAUGGACCGCCUGGAGGAGAUGCUGAAGCUGGUGGAUUGCGACCCCAUGAUCAUGAAGGACGGCAAGUGGGUGGUGCAGAAAUACAUCGAGAGACCCCUGCUCAUCCACGGCACCAAGUUCGACCUGCGGCAGUGGUUCCUGGUGACGGACUGGAACCCGCUCACCAUCUGGUUCUACCGAGACAGCUACCUCCGCUUCUGCACACAGCCCUUCUCCCUGCACAACCUGGACACCUCCAUCCACCUGUGCAAUAACUCCAUCCAGAGGCACUACGAGAACUCGCUGAGCCGCCACCCCCAGCUUCCCCCUGACAACAUGUGGUCAUCACAGCAGUUCCAGGCCCAUCUGCAGCAGGUGGGGACGGCAGGUGCCUGGCAGGAGGUGAUCGUCCCGGGCAUGAAGGCAGCCAUCAUCCACGCCAUGCAGACCUCCCAGGACGUGGUGGAGUUCCGCAAGAGCAGCUUCGAGCUGUACGGGGCAGACUUCAUGUUCGGGGAGAAUUGCCAGCCCUGGCUGAUCGAGAUCAAUGCCAGCCCCACCAUGGCGGCCUCCACGGCCGUGACCAGCCAGCUGUGUGCCAGCGUGCAGGAGGACACGCUCCGCGUGGUCAUUGACCGUAAGCACGACCGCAGCUGCCACACAGGGGCCUUCGAGCUCAUCUACAAGCAGGGAAGCCCCGUGUGCCGGAGCACCAGUGGGAACAUGCCCAGGCUGCGCUGCGGGAGAGGCCCCCAGCCCCUCCUACCGGGCCUGGCCAGCAGCGUGCCAGGGGCUGGCUGCGCCGGGCCCCGCACCCAGCCUCUGCCCCUGAGCUCGGGGCCUUGCACACGGACGUGGGCAGGAGAAGGAAGCAGAAGAGAGACAGGAUGUGCAGGUGAUGGAGGGAGCUGCCCCUGGGGCUGCUGGCAGCAGCGAGGGAGUCAUGCCAGGGGCUGGUGCCCUCCAAUAAAGGGCUCAAGAGAAGGAGCUGGAGUUUGUGAUGUGGGCAGGAAACGCAACCUGGGGCUGCCUUCACCCAGGGGGCGGCUGGCAGGGCCAGGGCCUGGGGCAGGGGGCUCUGGGGCUGGUUGCAGGCAGAACAGGUCCCACAUCUCAGAUGAGCCCCAGCCCAAGGGGCAGCCCCCCUUUCCCCUCACCUUUAGCACACAGGAUUGCUGCUUGGCUCCUCUGGCCUCUCUCUCCUUCCCACACCUGCCCAGCUCUGCAGCUGAAAUGGGAAUGGGGGCGGGGGGGGAGUGGGUUGAGUGCUGCCCUGUGCUGGGGGGUGGCAGCAGAGCUGGACACCCCCCAGGGAUGGGAGGGGGAGCUGGGCACCACCCUGGGCCAGGGUAUGGCAUGGAGCUGGGCACCACUGGGGGGGGGAAGGUGGCUACUGCCCUUGGGGGGUGGUGAGGGGCAAAGAGCUGGGCACCACCCUGGGGGGGUUAAGGGGGGCAUGGAGCUAGCCACCACCCUGGCAGAGGCCGUGAAGAGGCCCUGAGGCAGCAGGCUUCAGGGCGUGGGGUAGGGAGCGAGGCCUGUGGCCCAGCUGAAUAGGGCCAUGCCCUGGGGAGGGACAGACCAGACCCAGCCAAUGCUCCCCAGAUUGGGCCUUGCCCUGCCUAUUUCUCUUUCCUUCCCAGGCCCUGCAGAGACAGGCAAGCUCCCAGGCCUCUGCUGCCCUGCCGGAAACCCAUGGGCUGGUUUGCACCUGCUCAGCAGCUGGCCCCACCCUGGCAGCAAGGCAGCCACCUCCAGCAGUGAGCCCCGAGUGCUUGGGGCACGGCCCUCUGCCCUGCGCACCUGCCCGUGCCUGCAGUCACCCUCCCGAUGGACUGGCCUCAGCUGGGGCCCCACAGCAGCAAGGGGUGCAGUGGGUUGCCCCAUUCUGCUGGACUCCGCCAGUGAAGCCAUCCUGUAGGGGGCUGGGCGCAAAUCUGAGGACACCUGGCACUGCGGGCAAAGGCAGAGGAGCCCACCAGGGACCCCACCCAGAAAGCAGAGAGGGGGAAAGGCACCAGCUGGGGCAGGCGGCAGAGCAGGGCAGAGAAUGGUCACAGCAGCUGGUGCUUUGGCUGCAGCGCCCAGGGCUGCGACUGAGAAGCAGGGUGAGGGUAGGAUCAGCUCCUGGUCAUGCCCUGAGACCACAGGCCACAAGUGGCCAGAGGGUCUGGAACUAGGAGUGCAGGGGUUUGACGUGGUUUCCAUCAUAUCCAGGGUUUGCAGUUUGGCUCCAUGGCUCAGUCCCCCCGUGCACAUUGCUCCAGUGCCCCUGCAAGCAGCCAGCCUUGGCACUGUUGCGCAGGGGGGACGGUGCAGACAGGCCAGGACCUGCCCCCUGCUCUCUUCACCACAAGCUGCCCCCUAAGGAAGGCAGGGCCUGCCCCCCAGCCCAAUGGGCAAACCCUUGUUUUCACUGCAUUGGGACCAGCUGUGGGCUGGGCUCUCCGCCCCAGUGCUGGAUUGGAUGGUUUCACAGCACCGCAGCAGGGCGGGGGACACAGAGCAGGGGACCGUCUCACACAACCUGAGCGCACCCAAGGCUGCUCUGGGGGGCCAUCCUGCCAGACCCUGUGCAUUCAGCUUCCCUUUGUCUCAGUGGGGUGCAGCGCCCUGACUUCACCGGCACAGACUCUGCCUGUUACCCCAGGGCCCAGCUACCCAAGGCCCCCAGACCAGGGCUGAGCCCCCAGACUGCCCAGUGGGCACUCUGGGAUGCAGCUGACCUCUUCAGGGGCACUCCUAGUGAAAGCAGCCAGACAAGGGUUCUAAACCGGUCACUCUUAGUUACAGCCAGACAAAAUAAAACCCUGCACAGAGCCCCCUGGCUCAGUUCCUCACCCUUCUGAAUGGCCAAGAUCUCCCCCUGCAGCUCAUGCCUGCUGUGAAUCAUGGGAGUGCCACUCUCCACCGGCUGGGCCUACAGGCAGAAAUGGCCCUAUGCUACCCCCAUGUCCCUUUGGCCCUACUCUGGAAGCAGGGUUCCCAACCCCCCAGCAUGGGCCUGGAAUCUCCAAGAAUUAAAGAUUAAGCUUUAA